AUGUCGGAUUUGGAUCCCGAGCUCUAUACGGUGGCAUGGUUCGCCCCUCUAGAGAUCGAGGCACAAGCUGCCUUGCAUAUGCUGGAUAAUAGACAUCAGGGGCGAUUUCCGAUGGGUCCCGGUGACGACUAUGUGUUCCAAGCUGGGGACAUGUGCGGACAUAAUGUCAUCAUUGCAACCCUUCCUGCAGGCCAAGAAUAUGGUAAAGGAUCUGCUGCCGCCAUCGCCAGCCAGGUGAAGAAGUUCUUUCCUAACCUAUGGUUUGGAUUGUUGGUUGGUGUUGCUGCCGGCCUCCCCAACCUCUCGCGAAGUCCGCCGCUUGACAUCCGUCUUGGCGACGUUCUUGUGGGCCUUCCUACUAAUGAGAGCGCCGGACUCGUGGACUAUGAGUUGGGUAAAGAGACAGGGAAGGACGGAUUUCAGCUCUUGCGCUGCGGGCGGGUCUUGGCACCUCCCGAAACCGUUGUGAGGGCGGCGAUCGGCAGUAUUAAGCUCUCAGCACCGAAUGAUGCGAAGAUGAUCCUUCCAAAUUACGAGAGGAUUCGAAACAAAAAACAUUCCCAUGGCACAUUUAUGGACCCGGGCCAAGAGCAAGAUGUACUAUACCAAGUUGACGAUGACGGUAACGAGAUUCGUGUGGAACGAGAAAGACGAUCAAACGACGAGCGUGUUCGACUGUGGUAUGGUACUAUAGGUUCCGGGGACAAGCUGAUGAAGAAUGCUCGAAUACGGAAUGAGCUGAGAGACAAGUACAACUUCAUCGGCCUCGAGAUGGAGGCGGCGGGGACCAUGAACCGCAUUCCCGUUGGCGUCAUUCGAGGGGUCUGUGACUAUGGGGAUGAACACAAGAAUAAGCACUGGCAGCCAUAUGCAGCGGCCAUGGCUGCUGCCUAUGCUAGGGCUAUCUUGUUCGAGAUCCGGCCCAGAACUAAGCUAAGUGAUCCAGUGGCUCCACGGAAUGUGGCACCUCGGGCGACGAUCAUGGACGACAAAGGCAAGAAGCGCAGGUUCGACGAAGAACAUCCUGCCUCAAUGAGGAAUAGUGGACGCAAGAAGCGCCGUGGCAACAAAAAUCUUGCCAAGGCCAGCAGCAGCAAUGCAGGAGGCGCUCAGUCUAUCUCCAGCGGACAGGGAAUUCAAAUGUCUGGUGGGAGCUUCUCAGCCGGAGGAAACGUAACCUUAGUACAUACUAACGAAUUGACCAUGACUUGUAAUGAAUCCGUAGAUGAUCACCGAAAUAGCAAUGUGCGGUAUUUCAGAUCCCGUAAUGUUAGCAGCAACUUCACUGGUCGCGUCGACGUGUUGAGGAAGAUCGAGAAUGCUCUGUUAGCUCCAUUGAGAAAUGGAUCCCAUUCACAACAAAACAGAUUUUGGGGAGUUUUUUGGGUAGACGCCACUAGCACCGAAACUGCGGAACAGUCCUUCAAGGAUAUCGCGAAGAUUGGCGGACUCCCAGAAGUUUUCGAGAACGGAAGGCUUUGGCUUUCUAGUCGAACUGAGGAAUGGCUUCUUAUAGUCGACAACGCCGACGAUCCAUCGACGGAUAUUGCAAACUACUUUCCACCGGGCAACAGAGGCAGCGUGUUGAUAACGAGCAGGAAUCCAGAUUGCAGGGUAUAUGGAAGCCAACAUGAACACAGUCAUCGGCUUAAUGAGUUGGAGAUGGAAGACAGCAUAACCCUGCUACUAAGAACAGCUCUCAAGGAUGUGAAGGACCGAAGCAACCGUUUGCAGGCGGGACUAAUUGCAAAGGAAUUAGGAUGCCUCGCCCUCGCUGUUGUCCAAGCCGGCGCAGCGAUUCGCAAAGAUCGCUGCCGCCUAGAAGACUACCUCAACGUCUAUGAGCGAAACCGGGAGGAGCUGAUGAAAAACCACCCUGGGCAGGGUAUGGAUGGGUACCAACAUACCGUUUACACGACUUGGGAAAUCUCUCGCCAGAUGAUUGAACGCCUUGAUUCCAAGUCCUCUUCGGACGCAAUGGACCUCUUGGAUAUUUCCGCCUUCCUGUACUUCGAAGAUAUUCCAGAAUUGAUCUUCCAGCAGGCGCCAAAACAAGAGCAAAAACACAGCCGAUUCAUGAGUUGGAUUACUUGGGCGAAAUCCAACCCGAAACCGUCUCCUGAUCGAGACCAGGAUUGGGACGAGCUUCUCAAUGCACCGUCUAGUGCAUUCAUGGUCGCGAAAUCGGUUAAGUGCGCAAGCCCAACAGUUGUGCAGACGCUCUGCGGCCUCUAUGCUGGAAAAUUCAAUCAGUUGGAGACGAGAAAGAUACCUGGGAAGAAGAGGGAUCCAGCGCUCGAACCAAGCCAGUACCAACGAGCCGCCAAAUUUGGGCUCGUAUUCAGCGACAGCGGGAAGUAUACUCCUGCAGAAGAACUAUACCGGAUCGCUUUGACGGAGAUGGAGAAAAUUCUGGGUAGAGAACAUCCGGAAACGUUGCAAACUCUUGAUAGCUUGGCAUCAGUGUUGCGAAACCAAGGUAAGUACAAGGACGCUUUCAAGGCGAGCGAGCGCGCGUUGCGAUGCAGGGAAAGGAAACUUGGAAACAUGCACCAGGAUACGCUCAAAACUCUCGACCACAUGGCUUUGGCGUUACAGGGUCAGGGGAACUACAAAGAAGCCGAAAUCCAACACAAAGACGUAUUGGACAGAAAAGAGAAGCUGCUCGGGAAAGAGCAUGUGGAUACUCUUGAAAGUCUCAACAACCUUGCUCUCACCCUACGAAGCGAAGGACAAUACGCGGCAGCUGCAGAGAUGGCGAGCCGAGCAUUGGCUGCUAGGGAGAAGGUACUCGGAGAAGAGCACCCGGAUACAAUGGAAAGUUUGAAUAAUCUAGCCACGGUGCUCGAGGACCAAGCACAAUAUCAAGCCGCGGAGGAAAUGCAUAGAGUGGCACUUGAUCGAAGACAGAGGUUGCUUGGAAAUGAGCACCCAGAUACGCUGACGAGCAUGAGCCGACUGGCUUAUGUCCUUCGAAAGCAAGGCAAACACGGAGCUUCCGAACAGAUGACUCGACAGACGCUAGAGGGAAGAAAUAAGGCUCUUGGUCCGUUGCAUCCGGAUACGCUAGCAAGCGAAAGCUAUUUGGCAGGAUUGUUUCAGGACCAAAACAACUAUGAGGCUGCCGAACAGAUGAACCGGCAUGCCCUAGGGGGCUACGAGCAGGGAUUAGGGGAGCUCCACCCAGACACCUUGACCGUCAUGAGCAACCUUGCAACCGCCUUUCGGAUGCAAGCGAAAUACGGCCCAGCCGAGGAGAUGAAUCGGCAGGUACUGGCUAAAAGGGAGCUAGCACUAGGAAAGGACCAUCCCGACACACUCAUGAGCGUAAAUAAUCUAGGAGAAGUUCUGCAGGCGCAGAAGAAAUACCAGGAAGCCGAAGAGUUGCAUCGCCGAGCUCUGCAGGCGAAAGAAGCAUCCGAAGAUAUUGGUCCGUGGCAUCCAGACACGAUUGCAAGCAUGCUGAAUUUGGCAUGGACGUUACAACUUCAGGAGAAAUACGACGAAGCUGAAGAGUUAAACCGAGGAGCAUUUUCAUCUUCUGAACGCAAACUUGGCCCAGCAGACCGCCUGACAUUGAAAAGCGCGUUCCAUCUCGGGUUCUUGCUCCAUCGUCGAAAGAAGUAUGUCGAGGCACACCAUCGUUAUCAGCAGGCAUGGGAUGGCUAUAAGAACGAACAGAGCCGGGAGGCUUCUGUGUGCCUCAAACAUUUCAAGAACUUAAGCGCAGAAAUGAGUGAUCUUGGUAUCGUUGGGUCUCUUCAGGAUCACACUGACUGGCGUAGCUUUUCAACUCAAAGCGACGGUAUCCUCUACAGGGAAACAGUACCUCAAGGGUCCGAGGUCUCAGAUAGGUAUCCUGGCACGGCCAACUCCGAGCCUGGUCGCCCUAGCAAGGAAAGACGUCGCGGCUCGGCAUCUUCAGACAAGCCCGGAAACUCUAAGGCAAAGAAAUAA
Molecule: messenger RNA, 3957 nt
Organism: Cladophialophora immunda
Lineage: Eukaryota; Fungi; Ascomycota; Eurotiomycetes; Chaetothyriales; Herpotrichiellaceae
Exons: 7
Coding region: 1-3957 (1318 amino acids)
Biological process (GO): nucleoside metabolic process
Molecular function (GO): catalytic activity; protein binding
Source: RefSeq, a predicted model, not a curated record